AUGAGGUAUCCGUGAUAUCGAUCUCCUUCCAAAUGGAGCCGUUACGCACCCAAAAAAACCGAUACACACGUCACCUUUGGUUACUGUAAACCACCCCGGCAACACCUCACUUUCCCACCUCAGAUCCAUCUCCCUAAAGAAUCAUAUUUAAUUCCCCAGCUUUCACUUAUUUUUCUGUUUCUGUUUUGUUUUGUUUUCUAGAAGGUUACAAAACCCUAUUUUCGGCUAUAUGUUUUGCAGUUAACACUACCACCAGUUGAGUGCAGUACCCAUCACUUGAGCUUCUCCACAACCACCACUAGCCAAGCCAGCCACCCUAUACUGGCGUAAAUAAAUUGAUCCAUUGAGAAAGAAAAGAAAUGCUUGUUUCGGUGUUUAUGGCUCUGCUUCUACCAAGCGUGGCCAUCAGCGCUGUUUUCGUAGUGUACAUCUGCCUGUUAUGGUAUGCUACGAAUAACCAGGAGCAGCCCGAGGUUCGGUUGCCGGUGAAGCAGGUUUCGCAAAAGGGGUUGUCAGCCUCUGAACUGGACAAGUUGCCUAAAAUCACAGGGAAAGAGCUGACGACGGAGAGGACGGAGUGCGCGGUGUGUCUUGAAGAGAUAGAGGGAGAGCAAGUGGCUCGGCUGGUUCCCGGUUGCAAUCACGCUUUCCAUCUGCUAUGCGCCGACACCUGGCUUUCUAAGCACUCCUUUUGUCCAGUUUGUAGGGCCAAACUCCAACUUCAUCAGGAUCUUCCUCAGUCCUCUGUCACUUGUUCUGAAAAUCCCUGCUAAUUAAUUAAGAUACAAGAAAAGGCGAAAAAAGGAUAUUAGAGAGAAGCAACUCUGUUUUCAUCAGAUCGUGGGUGAUGAAAUGUCCACUAAUGCACUAGGGUACUGUUGAAUAUGCUGUGAUAUUCAUCGCCUCGAAUACUUAAUUUGUUUAUUUGAUUGCUCCUGCUAGUGCUACUGCUACUGCUACUGUAUGUAUCAACUUAAUUAAUUAUUAAUAUUGUUUUUUAAUAUUAUUAAAAUUUUCUGA
Molecule: messenger RNA, 1020 nt
Organism: Prunus persica (peach)
Lineage: Eukaryota; Viridiplantae; Streptophyta; Magnoliopsida; Rosales; Rosaceae
Product: E3 ubiquitin-protein ligase ATL23
Exons: 1
Coding region: 360-773 (137 amino acids)
Source: RefSeq, a predicted model, not a curated record